CUCAGCUUCUGUGUUACGAUAACUGACUCGGCUGGACAUAUCCUCUAUGCCAAGGAGGAUGCCACUAAGGGCAAGUUCGCCUUCACAACUGAGGACUAUGACAUGUUUGAGGCAUGUUUUGAGAGCAAGCUACCUGUGGGAACAGGGCGGAUGCCGGACCAGCUUGUGAUCCUGGACAUGAAGCAUGGAGUGGAAGCAAAGAACUACGAGGAGAUCGCUAAAGUGGAGAAGCUAAAGCCUCUGGAGGUGGAGCUGCGGCGCCUGGAGGACCUUUCUGAGUCAAUUGUCAAUGAUUUUGCUUACAUGAAGAAACGAGAGGAGGAGAUGAGGGACACCAAUGAGUCAACCAACACGAGGGUCUUGUACUUCAGCAUCUUCUCCAUGUGCUGUCUUAUUGGACUGGCCACCUGGCAGGUUUUCUACCUGCGUCGCUUCUUCAAAGCCAAGAAGUUGAUUGAGUAAGAAGGCAACUCCCCUUCCCCUCUCCUGAGCCCUGCUGGACACCAUCGGAACCCAACAAUGGCUCUUCAGAGCCAUCUUAUAGAUGAUACCACUGACUGGAGCUUUCCUGCAGGAACUGGCCCCCUAAAGUGGGAGGAGGGGAGCAUAAGCACUGGAGACAGCUGGGGGAGUCUUCAGUCCUGUUGGAAUAUGGGUUUGGGGGAGGGUGUGAUGGGUGCAGGGACUCAGGGGGCAGCGAUUAAAUAAAAAUGAUGUUUCCCUGACAGCUGCAGUUGGCUUUUGCUGCUGUCUGUUCUCCUUUAUAAUCUAGGUUUGAUUCUGUCUCCUAUUGUGCCUGUGACCAUUGCAUUACUCUAAGUGACUUGAAUAUGCUGAGCUUGUUCUCUGCCACACUAAAACUGGAGGUGGGGAAGGGGUGGGACCCCAAGCUCUGACCUGCUGGAACCAUAUCCUUGUGCCAGCAGGGCUUGUUGCAAAGUGACAUGGGUUACUGUUUUAGCAGGGACUCUGAGGCAUAGUCUUUGUCAGACCUUGGUGUUUCUCCCUGUGGGAGCUGGAAUCCUUGGCUGAUGACUGGAGGGAAUUGGGCACAUGGGUGUGGAGGAAGGGGAACUAAAUAAUUUAACAAUAAAUUGUGGAGCUUGGAGAUGAGAAGCCUGCCUUGCCUCGGACAAGUUGUUUGGAUUUGGCCCAGUCUGACUGGCUAUUUUGCCUUGGAUUUGCUUUUUCCAUUCUGGAAUGAUGAAGCAGUUUCCUAAAAGCAGCUUUGUUUCUGAGGAGCUUUGUGUGAAAAUGGGAAGCCUCACACAGGUAUAUUUGUAGUGCGAAUGGGAACGUGGUAGGUUGGGAAUUUCAGUCUUUGGUAAAGAACAGUGAACCCCUCUUCUCAUCUGACAUGGCUAGACUUGAUGCAGUGUGAGGCUGGCUGGACUUCUAUUUUACCAGACUUUAAAACAGGCAGCAGUAGCUUGGUUUAGCUGUAGCAAAGUGAAAUGUGAAGCCUUGCAUGUGGUGUACCCUGUGUGCAUGGGGAGACCCUACGUACCAUCUAGCAAAGGAGUGGAUAGGGGAAUGUAGAUGACCUGGAGUACAAUGUACUGGGAAUUGUCAUAUGCCCUUCUGUAAGUCUCCAAGCAGGUGAGAACUUGUGGUGAGGGCAAAAUUGUCUUGGAAACCUUCCUAAGCUGAUGAAAACAACUAUGCUGCAGAGAGGAGGAAGUCCUUUGUGAUUCUUCUCUUGCCAGCAUGGAGCUGUGCUGAAACAAGCCAGUCUGGGAGGACCAGGUAGGCUCAUUUCCUGAACGUAUUCCACAGCAAUUUCUAGACAGAAUUAUUACAGUUCUUCCGCCUUGUCUGCAUUUCCAUGGAAUAAAAGGUUCAGUAGCCUGGAAAACCCCCAGCCCUAUACCUUGGCCCUCGUGGCUGGGAGUGUUAUGUGUCUCUAACCCUGGGCCUCCUUACUAUUCAGAAAAAGCAGCUUUUGCGGGUUUUUUUUAAUGUUGUGAAUUUAGACUAGAAAUAAGUUAAUAUUUGUGCUGGGGUGGGGUGGUUCAGAGUCAAAGAUUGUCAUAACGCAGGACUGUCCGCUGUU
Alligator sinensis (Chinese alligator) is the source of this 2053-nucleotide messenger RNA. It is a transcript of the gene TMED10, whose product is annotated as transmembrane p24 trafficking protein 10. NCBI's taxonomy places the organism in Eukaryota, Metazoa, Chordata, Crocodylia, Alligatoridae. The transcript is spliced from 5 exons. Gene Ontology annotation, cellular component: COPI-coated vesicle; endoplasmic reticulum; COPII-coated ER to Golgi transport vesicle. The record is from RefSeq and is a predicted model, not a curated record. The coding region runs from base 103 to 462 and encodes 119 amino acids. Gene Ontology annotation, biological process: intracellular protein transport; Golgi organization; endoplasmic reticulum to Golgi vesicle-mediated transport.